Xenopus laevis (African clawed frog) is the source of this 1092-nucleotide messenger RNA. RefSeq names its product serine dehydratase like S homeolog (gene sdsl.S). The coding region runs from base 88 to 1065 and encodes 325 amino acids. Gene Ontology annotation, biological process: L-serine catabolic process; L-threonine catabolic process. The transcript has 8 exons. The record is from RefSeq and is marked provisional. NCBI's taxonomy places the organism in Eukaryota, Metazoa, Chordata, Amphibia, Anura, Pipidae. Gene Ontology annotation, molecular function: threonine deaminase activity; L-serine ammonia-lyase activity.
CAGGCUGCAUGCUGUCAAGGCCUUAGUACUGAGCUGUACAAAUGUGACAAGGUUCUCUGCUGAGAUCAGGUUGUGCUUCUUUAAGAGAUGGAUUUUGCAGAGCAAGCUCCUUUUCAUAUUGUCACUCCUCUGAAAGAGAGUCGUGCUUUAUCCAAAUUGGCUGGGACUGAAGUUCUCAUGAAACUGGAAAAUGUUCAGCCUGCAGGGUCUUUCAAGAUACGUGGGAUUGGACACUAUUGUCAGAAGCUUGCGAAGAAAGGCUGCACGAGGUUUGUCUGUUCCUCAGGGGGUAAUGCUGGGCUUGCAGCAGCUUAUGCUUGUAGGGGACUGAACCUCCCAGCAACCAUUGUUGUUCCACAAAGUACUGGAGCAGAUAUUGUACAGAAGCUGCAGGAUCUGGGAGCUGAUGUUGUGAUAAUUGGAAAGGUCUGGGAUGAUGCUGAUGCACAUGCUCACCAGCUGACUGAAACUCCUGGCAGUGUGUAUAUCUCUCCAUUUAACCAUCCUCUCGUCUGGGAAGGCCACUCCAGCCUUGUGUGUGAACUAAAGGCCUCUUUGGGUUCUCAGAAGCCAGGGGCACUGGUUGUUUCUGUAGGGGGUGGUGGGCUCCUGGCUGGGCUAGCUGAAGGGCUGAAGAAGGUGGGCUGGUCUGAUAUUCCCAUAAUUGCAAUGGAGACUAAAGGGGCCCACUGUUUGAAUGCAGCUCUUGAAGCAGGAAAACCCAUCAGCCUUCCAGAUAUUACCAGUGUUGCCAAGUGUCUCGGUGCCAAGACAGUAUGUGACAGAGCCUUUGAGUGUACAAGGGAGCACAACGUUAUUUCCAUUACUGUUGAUGACAGAGAAGCCAUACGGGCUGUGGAAAUGUUUUUGGAUGAUGAGUUAAUUUUUGUGGAGCCUGCAUGUGGAGCUGCCCUUGCUGCUGUCUAUUCAGGACAUAUCCAACGCCUGCAGCAGGAGGGAAUCUUGAAGACACCCCUUGACCCCAUUGUGAUGGUAGUGUGUGGAGGCAGUUCGAUCAGCAUUUCUCAGCUAAAACACUUCAAAUCCCAGCUGAAUAUGAAUUGAAAACUCCAAUAAAAUCAAAUUAUUCCC